Trichomonas vaginalis G3 is the source of this 486-nucleotide messenger RNA. Its product is annotated as homeodomain-like family. The record is from RefSeq and is a predicted model, not a curated record. Bases 1 to 486 code for a protein of 161 amino acids. The transcript has a single exon. NCBI's taxonomy places the organism in Eukaryota, Parabasalia, Trichomonadida, Trichomonadidae.
AUGGAUCCUUCAGCAAUUGCAGAGGCAAUAAGUCACACACCUAGACAAAUCAAAGAUUAUAUAAAAUGUAAAAAGGAAAGUAUAGAAAACAAGUUUUCAUUUGAAGAAGAUCAAAAACUUAUAGAGUUAUACCAAAAGAAUAUUAGGAAAGCAGGCGAAUUAGUAAAAUAUUUCCCCAAUAAAGCGAGUUGGAUGAUCAGAAACAGAAUAAAGUUGUUAUUUCGAAGAAACCAGAUAGGUCCAAACGCAACAACGAUCACUUUUCGAAUCGAUAAAGAAAAAAUUGAAUCAUCUAUUAUUCCUUUAGCAAUUCCACAAUUGCUAAUUUUAGAUACUUCACACGUUAAUUUGGAAGAGAAACCCAGCCAAAAGUUUUAUUUUCCCUCAUUGAAUAUGCCACAAAAUCACGAAAAUGAGAAACAAUUCUCAAUAACAUAUUCAACUAAUGUAAUUCCAAAAUUUGAGUUGCCUGGAACAGAUAAAUAA